UUAUACGAUCCAUUUGUAUUUGAGAAGAAUCUACUUUUUCCUCCCUUUUAGAUGGUAUUCAAUCUCCGAACCUUCAGUUUUACUGAGUCCGUUGAAGAUGAUCCAACACCUCCUAAAAGUUUCUCUCUAAAGGAGCUCAGAAUCGCAACACACAACUUUAGCCGCGACAACUUGUUGCAUGAAGGUAUAAUUGGCAAGGUUUACCGUGGGCGCUUGGCCGAUGGUUUGCUAGUGGCAGUAAAGAGAGCGAUCUCUGUCAAUCAAUGGAUGGAAGAGCUGUUCAAAGCGCAAGUGCAAGUGGGAAGGACGGUUUCGAUGCACCGAAACGUGCUAUACCUAAGGGGCUUUUGCAGGACCAAGAAAGAGCUUUUACUGGUCUAUCCCUUGAUGAUCAACAACAGCCUAAGUUAUCAUCUUGAACGUAGACCGGAUCGGUCCACCCAACCUCUCGAUUGGACGACUCGCAAGCGUAUAGCCUUGGGAGUGGCAAGAGGUCUUGCGCACCUACAUGAUCAAGGAGGUUUUUGGCGUGCCCUUAUCGUACCUUACGGAAAUGCAAAGAAAGAGACCAUUCAAUGGCCCAGAGUCGAGCACCCCAUGAGAGUCUCAUCCUCAUCCCAAGGAGAAGAUUCAGAUGAUUUUGAUUCCUAUUCUCAAACAUAUGACCUCUAUGAAGAGAUUUAUGUUGACACCACCUAUGUCUGCGGCAGACUUGGGUUCAUUGCCCCAGAGUACCUGCACACACGAAAGUGCACAUUGAAGAAUGAUGUUUUCGCCUAUGGGAAAAUGCUUCUUGAGCUCAUCUCUGGACAGUCGAUCUUAAAACUUGAUGUGCUGGCUUAUAAUGAAAAUCUCAGUUUGGAGGAAUGGAUAGGUGGCUUUAUGAACAAGAACGAGUUGGAAAGAGUGAUUGAUCCCAAUCUGCAGGGGAACUAUGCGGAAGAAGAAGCAGAGCAGCUAGUCCGACUGGCAUUGUUGUGCGCAGAUGGCAAUCCAUCUGUCCGACCCAAGAUGUCGAAAGUAGUUACGAUGAUCAAAAGCCAAAUGAAUAGGCAGGAUCCUAGUAGCAGGAUCAAUUGGAGUGGAACCGAGUAUGAUUCAACUCCUUACUACUCCUUCCCUCCUUCUCCUUCUCUCUCAUUGGAGACAUGCUAA
Messenger RNA from Syzygium oleosum, 1155 nucleotides. RefSeq names its product BRASSINOSTEROID INSENSITIVE 1-associated receptor kinase 1-like. The transcript is spliced from 2 exons. NCBI's taxonomy places the organism in Eukaryota, Viridiplantae, Streptophyta, Magnoliopsida, Myrtales, Myrtaceae. The record is from RefSeq and is a predicted model, not a curated record. Gene Ontology annotation, biological process: protein phosphorylation. The coding region runs from base 52 to 1155 and encodes 367 amino acids. Gene Ontology annotation, molecular function: ATP binding; protein kinase activity.